This is a messenger RNA of Cantharellus anzutake, 1374 nucleotides long. RefSeq lists its product as uncharacterized. Gene Ontology annotation, biological process: carbohydrate catabolic process; amino acid catabolic process. The coding region runs from base 1 to 1374 and encodes 457 amino acids. Lineage: Eukaryota; Fungi; Basidiomycota; Agaricomycetes; Cantharellales; Hydnaceae. The transcript has 12 exons. The record is from RefSeq and is a predicted model, not a curated record. Gene Ontology annotation, molecular function: magnesium ion binding; hydro-lyase activity.
AUGGCUACCAUCACCCACUUCGAAAUCAAGGAUGUUCGUUUUCCGACUUCUCUAACGGGAGAUGGGACGGACGCGAUGAACACGGAGUGCGAUUAUUCCUCGCACUCCGAGGGCGGAACCUUGAUCGGCAAUGGCAUGACUUUCACAAUCGGGAGGGGAAAUGAUAUUGUCUGUGUUGCUAUCAGGGAAGUUGCGAGUCGAUUAUUGGGAAAGAAGAUCGAAGAUCUAUUCGCAAACAUGGGCAAGACUUGGGAUUAUCUUCUGGCCGAUCCUCAGUUGCGCUGGAUCGGUCCCGAGAAAGGCGUCAUUCAUAUUGCCACAGGUGCAGUUGACAACGCGCUGUGGGAUCUCUAUGCAAAAGCACGGGGGAAACCGCUAUGGAAGCUAAUUGUCGACUUCACAACUGAAGAACUCGUGCGGUCUGCUACGUUCCGUUACAUAACCGACGCUAUCACUCAGGAGGAAGCGCUCAGCCUGCUCAGAUCUCGUGAGGCCACAAAAGCGGAGCGCGAGGCUAAAGUUUGCAGCGAAGGAUAUCCGGCAUAUGUCACUUCGGUAGGAUGGCUUGGCUACUCGGAUGAGAAGAUCGCCCACCUCACAAAAGAAGCCGUCAAGGCUGGGUUCAAUCAUUUUAAAAUGAAAGUCGGCGCGGACAAGGCAUCAGAUCUUCGGCGGGGGAAGAUCAUUCGCUCUAUAAUAGAUGACCCCCAAUAUAUUCCUGGAAACCAUGACCCCCCUGAUCCGAGAAGUGUGGAGGGGAAGAAUGCUGGUCCAACCGGUUCCGUCUUUAUGAUUGACGCGAACCAGGUUUGGGACGUCUCGCAGGCAAUUGACCAUGUAAAGGAUCUUGCAGAACUCAAGCCCUGGUUUAUCGAGGAGCCAACGGCCCCUGAUGAUAUCCUUGGCCAUGCAACUAUCCGAAAAGCUCUCAAACCCUACAGUAUCGGCGUCGCAACUGGAGAACAUGCGCAUAAUCGCAUGGUAUUCAAGCAGCUGUUGCAAGCCCAGGCUAUUGAUGUCGUUCAAAUCGACUCAUGCCGAUUGGCUGGCGUGAGCGAGGUGCUCAGUGUCCUCCUGAUGGCAGCGAAGUUCGGUGUCCCGGUCUGCCCUCACGCCGGAGGCGUUGGACUGUGUGAAUAUGCCAUACAUUUGAGUUUGAUCGACUACAUAGUCGUCUCCGGCACAAUGGAACGGAAUGUCCUUGAGUUCGUCGAUCACUUGCAUGAGCAUUUUGUGUAUCCUUGCAGCAUCAAUCCUCGUGGUCGUUAUAACGUCCCUCAGGAUCCACUUGAAGGCUAUAGCAUCGAAAUGCACAAAUCGAGCAUUGCUGAGUUUGAGUUCCCUGAUGGGACCUACUGGAAAACCCGACGAUGA